Strongyloides ratti is the source of this 876-nucleotide messenger RNA. RefSeq names its product Ccz1 ortholog. Gene Ontology annotation, biological process: vesicle-mediated transport. The record is from RefSeq and is a predicted model, not a curated record. The transcript has a single exon. Bases 1 to 876 code for a protein of 291 amino acids. NCBI's taxonomy places the organism in Eukaryota, Metazoa, Nematoda, Chromadorea, Rhabditida, Strongyloididae. Gene Ontology annotation, cellular component: intracellular membrane-bounded organelle; Mon1-Ccz1 complex.
AUGCCAUUGAUUGAUCUUUUUAAUGGUGUUGAUUUGUUACCACUAAAACCACCUAUUUUAUUAAUGGUUGAAAGAUUUGUAGCUCAUUUGAUUGAUCAUUUUCCAGAAAUUGAAAAAAUUAUGAUGUUAUAUCAGGAUAGAUUAGUUUGGCAUUCUGUACCAAAACAAGAUUUACUUAUAUUAUUUACAUAUGUUACCAAAAGUUUAUUAUCUACAUCAACUAUUAAUGAAUUACAACCAGAAUCCUUUAAUAGCCGAAGGUUAUCUUUGACGUUUGGUAGUGGAAAAUUUAUAGCUGGAAUACCAGAAAAUGGUGAAGAGUGUAGAAAAGUUUUUCUAACAAAUACUCAAUCAUUAAAUGAUGUUGAAUCUUUUAAAAUGGUUGUUUUUAGAUGCCUUAAUGCUACAAUAUGUCUUUUUAUGAAAAAAGAACCAACACUUGAUAGUUUAACUCCAAUAGGGAAAUAUUUUGAUUGUCAUCUUCCAUCUGUAGCAUCUGAUUUAGGGGAGAAUGUCAUUAUAUCAAUAAAGCCUUUGAUGCAAGAUGUACCAAUACAUUAUAUUUAUCAUAAUCCACUAACACUUUCUUUAUCAACGAGUUUUGUUCCAUCAACAGAUUUGUCUUCAUCACGUCCAAAUAUAACAAAACAUGUUUUGAAAUUAACACUCGAGACAUAUGAUCAUUUUAUCAAUGAAAAAGAUCCUUAUGGUCAUAUUCAAGUUAAAUCAAAUGAUGAUUGGUUUAUUUAUUUUAAAAAAUUUAACUAUCGUCUAGUUAUAUUAUUUUAUUAUGAUCCUAAUAAUACAUCAAAUGACAACACAGAAUAUUUUAAUAGGAUCUUAAAAAAAUACAUGGAAAAUAUUUUGUUAGCUUAA